Molecule: messenger RNA, 6000 nt
Organism: Calidris pugnax (ruff)
Lineage: Eukaryota; Metazoa; Chordata; Aves; Charadriiformes; Scolopacidae
Gene: RAD54L2
Product: RAD54-like 2 (S. cerevisiae)
Exons: 22
Coding region: 57-4028 (1323 amino acids)
Cellular component (GO): nucleus
Molecular function (GO): ATP-dependent chromatin remodeler activity; ATP hydrolysis activity; ATP binding
Source: RefSeq, a predicted model, not a curated record
GGCUGCCUCACGGUAGAACAUGAGCAGGUAAUGCACAAGGAGCACCACUGGGAAUCAUGUCAGACGAGUCAAUCUCAGGGAGUGAUCCGGACCUGGACCCGGACUUGGAGCAGGAGGAUAUGGAAGAGGAGGAGGAGGAAGAUGAGGAGGAGGCGAUGGAGGAGGACAAUGAUGGGGAUGACGAGGAGGACUUACUUGAUGAGAGUGACCAACCCCAGGAAGCCGUGUUCAGCGGGGACCAUGUUGAACACGCGGAGGAUGGAGAAUGGCAGCGCUCUACUUCAACUACCUCAUCUCAGAGUGAGCGGGCAGAGCGUCUCUUGCAGAACCAGCACAAGAGCCUGGCCUCUGAGGACACCAAAAAGAAGAGGGCUCAGAAACCGUCUCACAUGCGGAGGAACAUAAGAAAGCUGUUGCGUGAGGACCAACUGGAAGCUGUGACAAAAGCAGCCCAGCAGGAAGAGUUGGAGAGAAGGAAACGGUUAGAGCAGCAGCGGAAGGAUUAUCCAGCCACUAUCCCAACUGUACCCCUAGAGUUUCUUCCUGAGGACAUCGUUUUCAGAACAGCAGAGGCUACCCAGCUCCCCCCUCAGGUCCUGGCUGAGGAAGUGAUCUGCCUCGAUAGUACCAGCAGCGGCAGUGAAGAUGAUGCUAAAGGAAAAAAUAGCAUUAAAGAUGAAGUGAUUGAGCUAAGUUCAGGAGAAGAUGAUGCCCUCCAAAUUGUGGACAGCAGUGAUUCUGGCAAUGAAGGGGAGGAUGAUGGCAGUGAAGAGAGCAGUGGCUCUCAUGUGAAUGAUGCCUUAAAUCAGUCAGAUGCUCUGGGGCAAGUCAUUGUCAAUAUCAAUCAUCCACCAAACGAAGAGGACAUUUUCCUGGCUCCCCAGCUUGCACAUGCAGUCAAACCUCAUCAGAUUGGCGGGAUCCGAUUCCUGUAUGACAACUUGGUCGAGUCCUUGGAGAGAUUUAAAACCAGCAGUGGGUUUGGGUGUAUUUUAGCACAUAGCAUGGGCCUGGGCAAGACCAUACAGGUCAUCUCUUUCUUGGAUGUACUUUUUCGGCACACGGAGGCAAAGACUGUUCUUGCCAUUGUACCUGUGAAUACGCUCCAGAACUGGCUAGCAGAAUUCAACAUGUGGCUCCCAGCACCUGAAAACCUUCCUGCUGAUUAUAACUCCAAAGAGGUCCAGCCCCGCACCUUCAAAGUCCAUAUCCUGAAUGAUGAACACAAGACAACAGCUGCACGUGCAAAGGUGGUGAAUGACUGGGUGAUAGAAGGUGGUGUGCUGCUGAUGGGAUAUGAGAUGUACCGUCUCCUCUCACUGAAGAAGUCCUUUGCCACUGGGAGGAAGAAGAAAACAAAGAAACAAACUGGCCCUGUCAUUAUUGACUUGGAUGAAGAAGACCGGCAGCAAGAGCUUCUGAAAGGGAUCGAGAAGGCUUUGUCUCGCCCUGGCCCAGACGUGGUUAUCUGUGACGAGGGACACCGCAUAAAGAACUGCCAUGCCAGCACUUCGCAGGCCCUGAAGAACAUCCGCUCCCGCCGACGGGUGGUGCUGACUGGCUACCCACUCCAGAACAACCUCAUUGAGUAUUGGUGCAUGGUAGACUUCGUCCGACCUGACUUUCUAGGCUCCCGGCAGGAAUUCAGCAACAUGUUUGAGCGCCCUAUCCUGAAUGGGCAGUGUAUUGACAGCACCCCUCAAGAUGUCCGUCUCAUGAGGUACCGCAGUCACGUCCUGCAUAGCCUGCUGGAAGGCUUUGUGCAGCGGCGAGGCCACAAUGUGCUGAAGGUUCAGCUCCCAUCUAAGGAAGAACACGUCAUUUUGGUACGUCUUUCCAAGAUCCAGCGGGCCCUUUAUACGGAGUUCAUGAACCGGUUCCGAGAUGCAGGCAACAGUGGCUGGCUGGGACUGAACCCACUCAAAGCUUUCUGUGUCUGCUGUAAGAUCUGGAACCAUCCAGACGUGUUGUAUGAAGCUCUGCAAAAGGAGAAUCUAGCAAAUGAGCAGGAUUUGGAUGUGGAUGACCUUGGCACAGCAAGUACUAAUUCCCGCUGCCAGCCUCAGGGAAUUAAAGUCAAAACAGAGAGUAAUGCUAUGGCGUCACCAGUUGGAGAUGCCACCAAUAGCAAGUUCCUCCAGAGUGUUGGCUUCAACCCCUUUCAGGAGAGAGCAAAUCAGGUCGUUACUUAUGAGUGGGCCAAAGACAUCUUGUGUGAUUAUCAGACGGGAGUCUUGGACAACUCACCCAAGAUGGUGUUACUGUUCCACCUAAUUGAGGAAAGUGUGAAGCUUGGAGACAAGAUCUUGGUCUUCAGCCAGAGCUUGUCCACGUUAUCUGUCAUUGAAGAGUUUUUGGCAAAGAGACCAAUGCCAAGUCCUCCAGGCUCAGAUGGAGGAGUUCACAACUGGGUCCGAAACAUCAACUAUUACAGACUGGAUGGCAGCACCUCUGCCUCGGAAAGGGAACGGCUGAUUAACCAGUUCAAUGACCCCAGCAAUGCCUCUGUUUGGCUCUUCCUCUUGUCCACACGUGCUGGGUGUUUGGGUGUCAACCUCAUUGGAGCAAACAGAGUGGUGGUGUUUGAUGCUUCUUGGAACCCAUGCCAUGAUGCCCAGGCUGUGUGCCGAGUCUACCGCUAUGGGCAGAAGAAGCCAUGCCACAUUUACAGACUGGUUUCUGACUACACCCUUGAGAAGAAGAUCUAUGACCGUCAGAUCUCCAAGCAGGGCAUGUCAGAUCGGGUGGUGGAUGAUCUGAACCCAGUGCUGAACUUCACCCGACGGGAGGUGGAGAACCUGCUGCAUUUUGUGGAAGAAGAAUCUGACCCUGCUCAGCUCUCCCUCAAUCCAAGCAAGAUGAAGGAGUCUGUUCUACAAUUAGCCUGUCUCAAGUAUCCUCACCUCAUCACCAAGGAGCCUUUUCAGCAUGAGUCACUGCUCAUCGACCGGAAGGAGCACAAGCUGACCAAGGCAGAGAAGAAAGCAGCCAAGAAGAGCUAUGAGGAGGAAAAGCGAGCAUCCGUCCCCUACACCCGGCCGUCCUACGCACAGUAUUACCCAGCCAGUGACCAGAGUCUGACGAGCAUCCCUGCCUUUAGCCAGAGAAACUGGCGACCAGCCCUCAAGGGUGAGGACAAGCCAGUGGCAAGCGUCCGCCCAGUUCAGUCCACACCCAUUCCUAUGAUGCCCCGGCAUGUCCCCAUGGGUAGUGCAGGAUCAACCUCAAGUUCCAACCCUGCUGUCAACUUCCCCAUCAACUAUCUGCAGCGAGCUGGUGUCUUUGUGCAGAAGAUUGUCACCACCACAGAUAUUGUGAUUCCGGGUACAAACACAUCCACUGAUGUACAGGCAAGAAUCAGUGCUGGGGAGAGCAUCCACAUCAUCCGAGGGACAAAAGGGACAUAUAUCCGGACCAGUGACGGGCGAAUUUUUGCAAUCCGGACCACUGGGAAGCCAAAGGGCAAUGAAGACCGUCGGACAGCUGCCUCAGGCUCCCAAAGCUCUUCGCUGGAGUCCACGAGCAAUGGCAGACACAGUGCCUCAUCACCGCAGCUCCCCAGCGCGGAGGAGCUCACUCGGCCCAUAUCCCCCGACAGCCCCGAGAUCAUCAGCGAGCUCCAGCAGUACGCGGAGGCAGCGGCUGCCCGGGAGUCCCGGCACAGCUCUCCCAGCACCAACGUGGCAGCGCAAGGCCACCAGGCUCGCGUGGACAACGCGCCCGGCUUAGCAGCCCGAGGAGCCGAGCAGCGUGUGGGGAUUCACUGCAUGGCUCCCUCCGUCUCUUCGGCCCUGCCGGCCACCAGCCAGCACGGCGAUGCCCACUCGGUGUUGGACUUACGGGGCAACAAGCGCAAGUCGACCUCGCCGUCGGCUCCGGAGGAGCAAGCCCGCAGGCAGCAGAAGAAGCGCCAGUUGCCAUCGUCCGCGCAGCCGUACGAACACGGGUACCCCGUCUCUGGAGUUGAAAACCGAGGGGUUCUGAGCAAACUGCUGGACAACUUGUCUUUGGAUGCACCAUGGAAAUAAAAAUCAAACCCCCCCACAAAAGUAACAAAGCAAAUUAACUGAUGGUGUUCAUGCAAGUUUCUCCAAAGACUUGACAGUGCUGCGUCUGUGAGUCAUGCCCUCCUGUGCUCUGUGUGUCCGCCUCAUGCACAACCCUGUGACACUGAUUGUAUGACCAGCUUGCCCAGAUGUCCGUUGCAUCCCUGUGAGGCUGUCACUUGUUGCUUUUUUUUUUUCCUUUUUUUUUUUUUUUUUCCUGGUGGAUUUGGGGGAAUGGACCUAGGACGAGGGGCUUUCCUUGUGGAGAGUAGCAAGCGUUGAGACCCGCGGGCGCGUGGGGGAGGCUGGAGUGGGAGCAGACCCUCACCACAGCCCUGCUGCAGCCCCGCUCCCCACCGGUGGUGGUCAGGGUCGUGGGCUUCAUCCCCGGGGACCCUCCCGAGUCCUCUCUGAACUGGGUUUUUCGGUGGCUCUGCGCUGGGACGAGGCAUGAAGAUUGGGCUGGGGGCAGUUUGUGGCUCUGGAUGCGGUACCCGUGACUGCACACCGUUUUCUCUGCUCCUUGCCUUGCUGGGAGAGCACCCGGGGCUUCUUGAGCAGGUCCUGGAGCAGCUCCAUCUUGCUGUCUGAUGUCCUCCCGGGGGUCCCUGGCAUGGCCCGAGCCCUGCAGCCGUAGGAGCUGGAGGUGGUUGAUGCUCGGCUGCCGCAGGGCCAUCUGUGACCUCCCUGCCCCAGCGUGGGGUGCGAGGGCUCUCCCAGCUCCUGCCUCCCCCCGCGGUGGCUCGGAGACCCCUGGCUGCCCUCCCGUGGUGUGACUGCCCCCGGGUGCAACCUGCCGUGAGGGCCUUCCUCCUGCUGGCAAGCAUCUGUGGAUCGGAGCAUCCACAGCACGGUGUCCCCGAGUGGAGCCCCAGCCACCCCCUCCCACACGCAGUGGGGCGCUGGGGCACCCCUCUGCCCCACGUACCAGCCCUCAGCACCCCCUUGGCGAGGGGCCAGGUCCCCCGUGCCCCCUCACAGCCUUGGUUGGGAGGUGGUGGCAGAGACCUCCAUGGGGCUACCAUGAGGGCUGGCAGCUGCUGGAGCUGCUCCAAGGCCACCUCCUCUUCCAUGGCGCUGUGGGAAGGAUUUCCUCUGCCCCACAGAAGCCACCAGGGCGUGCGGGUCAGCCAGGGGCUUCCUGAGUGGGGGGGGGCACCUCUCAGAGCCCAAAAACUCCUCUCGGGUGGGACUCCCUCUCCUCCUCAUCUCCCCUCCCCUGUCUUUUCUCCUCUUCAGCACGUGGUUCUGCUGCAGAGGGUCCCCUCUGGGUUCCUCUGAGCCUGGAACAGGGUUUUUUCCCCGCACGGGUUAAUUUUUUUCUUCUUGCUGCUCAAUUUCUGUCUCCAAAUGACCGGACGGAAGCAGCUGCCAGUUGGUGCGCGGGGCCGCGGGUGACACUGAGGACAGCGGUGCAGGACUCUCCGCUGAGGUUUUUGGACACUAAGGAAGAUUUCUGAGCAUGGCCCCGAGGCUGGGGCAGAGCCCUGGGGGCCUCCCCCCACCCCACAGCCCCUCAACCUGUCCCUUGGGUGGGGGGUUCUGCUCCUGGGGGACAGCAAGGUGAAGGCUGGGUCUCGCUGUGGGACGUGGUGGCACAGGGAGGGUUGUGGCUGCUGUGUCCCCUCCACAGUCUCCUGGGGGGGGCUGUGGGGUGGGGGUAACACAGCCCAGCCCACAGAGGAUCUGCUGCAUGUUUGCCCACCCCCCAGAGCACCUGGCAGGGGGGGGGGGUCGGUGGGGUCGAUGGAGGUACUCACAGAAAGCAAAUAUUUGGGCAAGCAAAGGAUGGGAUUUCCACGGGGCUUCACUUGAAAAUUAUGUAUAUUUUGGCUUAACGAUGUCGGCAAAUGGCGGGAUGCGAGGGAGUUGCUGUCGGUCUGCGGAUGGCUCCCUGGCCAAAAGGGACACGGACAGCAAAUACUUUCACAAAUGGUGUUUCUCGCCACUCUGG